This is a messenger RNA of Penicillium paradoxum, 1365 nucleotides long. Its product is annotated as acyltransferase family protein. Gene Ontology annotation, cellular component: membrane. Gene Ontology annotation, biological process: polysaccharide biosynthetic process. The transcript has 3 exons. The record is from RefSeq and is a predicted model, not a curated record. Gene Ontology annotation, molecular function: acyltransferase activity, transferring groups other than amino-acyl groups. The coding region runs from base 1 to 1365 and encodes 454 amino acids. NCBI's taxonomy places the organism in Eukaryota, Fungi, Ascomycota, Eurotiomycetes, Eurotiales, Aspergillaceae.
AUGACCAUUGUCGACCCGAAACACUCAUCUCCCCCUCGCCCCAGUAGUUGGGCAGAUGGUCUCCGAGGAAUUGCCGCUCUUUUUGUGGUCGCAAGCCAUACCUGUCUGUCUUUUGCGACAUAUCUAGUCCCACCAUCUUUUGCGGAGACGGGAAACUCUAUUUUGUUUCAGCGCCCGUUCUUGAGACUGGUCAUACAAGGCCAGGCGUGGGUGGCCAUUUUUGUCGUGCUGCUCGGCUUUGUGAAUGCCCUGAAACCGCUGCAACUAGCGCGGCGAGGAGCUAUCUCCGAGGCGCUCGAGGCACUCUCGAGCGGGGCAUUCCGGCGCAAGGGGAGGUUGGUUGUCCCCGCUGCCUUAGUGACAGUUCUGGCCUGGGCUCUAUGUCAAUUAGGUGUCUUCCAAUUGGGUAGAAGGGUAGAUGCAUAUUGGCUAAGAGCGACAAGUCCCAAGCCAAGCCCAUCUCUGAGCACUGCGAUCGCAGAUCUGGUGCAACAGGUGGCGGGGACUUGGAUCUAUGGGGAAAAUGCUUAUGACCAACCGCAAUGGGCAUUGGUACAUCUUUUCCGUGGCUCUCUCUAUGUGUUCAUGACCCUGCUGGCUUUGGUGAACACCACGCCACUCUUCCGCGUUUGUGCGCAGAUGGUUUUAUAUGCCUAUAGCUGGGCGACCCUGGAUAGUAUUGUUGGUAUCAACAUUUUCGCUGGUAUGAUACUCGCGGAAUUAUCCUUCUACAACCUCACAGCGCUUCGACCACGCUUAUUUUUCAAAAUCCUACCCUAUGGACUCGUAACUCUCGGUCUCUAUCUCUGCUCCUAUCCCGACCAAUAUGCCGAGCAAACCGGAUGGUCUGCCCAACUGACAUCCCUUGCCCAAAUUAUCUUCCCGAGCGGUGCCAAUGUGAGCCGUUUUUACGCCGGCCUUGGCGCGCAGAUGAUCUGCUUUGGCGUGAUGCUUUCUCCGUUUAUCCGACGGUCGCUCUCUCACCCCGCGCUGCUAUGGUUGGGGUCUAUCAGCUUUCCGCUCUAUCUCAUCCACGGACCUUUGAUGCGAUCCGUUCUAGUCUAUCUACUUUAUCUGCCUAUGUCGCUUGAUUUUGAGCCAUCUUAUAGAGCCGAUGGAACCCCUGACCCGGCGUCAUAUAUUCCAACACCGAACUCGUUCCGGCUUGGGAUCGUUCUGGUUGUGUUUUUCGCUUUUCUACUCUUCGUUGUCCAACAGUGGGCAAAACACGUCGAACCGAGGAUCGGUGCGUUUACAGCUUCGUUUGAGAGAUUCUCUCGCUCUUGGGGUAAGACUGCGAUGUGGUCUCCCAAAGAAAAAGAUGAGACAUUACCGACUACCACGGUCAAGGAACUAUAUGUAUAG